UCUGUGCGCAGAGGCAGCGGGUGCGUGAGUGUGUGUGUGCGCGCGCGCGCCUGUGCUGCGUGUGUGUGUGUGUGUGUGUGCGCGAGCCAGCCAGUGUGUGUGAGAGAGACGCAGAGUAAGAUCGGACAAGCGAGCGGACUUGACAUACAAGAGAAGCAAGAAGCGAAGUAGUUGAGAAGUGAUCAUGGAGAGGAUGAUAUCAGGACGCGUGUGGCUCGCUUGCGUUUCUCUCUUCUUUACACUGCAAGUGUGUCUGGCUUCAGUGUCAGUGAAGGUGACUCCUACAGUGGAUGUGAUUAUAGGAGAAACUGCCCGGCUGCCCUGCUCCUACACCACCACCGGGGCCAUGGCCGUGGUCCAGUGGUUCAUUGAGUCUGCAGGCACACGGAAGCGUGUAGCUUUCAGGUCAUCCACAGGUGCCGGCCUUGAUAAAGAUAUACCGUUAACAGACCGUGUCACCAUGGAAACUGACAUGACCCUGGUCAUCUCUCCAGUAAAGGUGAUGGAUGAGAGGAGCUUCUUCUGCCAGGUGGACGGAGGACCCGUGGGUACCUCAGAGGCUGAGACCAAACUCAUGGUGUUCUUUGCUCCGGAAAAGCCAGUGGUGUCUGAAAAUACCCAAAUCAUUCCUUUAACCCCAAAUAACCCAGUUGCACAUAAGGUGGGCAAAUGCACCAGCAACAAUGGUCACCCUGAGCCUCGGAUCAUCUGGUUUAAAGACUCCAAACCUCUGCCAGAAGUGACCGAUCCUAAAGAGAAGAUAUACAUGGUCCCGAGUGUGGUGAAGGAGUCCUCAGGUCUCUUCACGGUCACAAGCACUCUGUACAUCCAACCCGAGAAGAUCGAUGCCAAGUCAGUGUUCCACUGCACCGCGGAGUACAGCAUGCCGAAUGGGGAUAUCAAAAAGGAGAACUCGGAACCGUUCAACCUCACGCUGCUCUACCCGGCAGAGAACGUGUUCUUCAAAUUGUUGAACACGUCACAGAUCAAAGAGGGAGAUGAUGUUCAGAUGAAAUGUGAGACGGAUGGGAACCCUCAGCCUCAGUUCGAGUUCACCAAAGAUGGAAGGACACUAGCAAGUGGGACGGGAUUGUUUAUUCUGCGCAAUGUCACUCGCAGUGACUCUGGUACCUACACAUGUGAAGCACAGGACUUUGAUGCUGAUAACGUUGAACUGACCAAGACCCUCACCAUCACUGUGCACCAUCUGGACCCAGUAUCUGUGGUGCCAGCCAGCCCUUUGAUGAUUAAAAAAGGUGAUCAGGCUGAGCUUCAGUGCAAGACCAGGUCUUCUGAUGAGUACACCCUUUCAUGGAUGAAGGAUGGUAAGCAGCUGCUUCAGAAAGGUGUCCUGACUCUGCAGUCCGCAAAUCUGGGCGAUGCUGGCGAGUAUGUGUGUGUUGCAUUAGUCCCCUCAGUGCCGGGCCUGAGGAAGCAAGCUAAUAUCACAGUAAUUGUCUCAGGUUCACCUGAGAUUGGUGAGCCCAUGCCAGGGAAGGUUGAAAAGCAGGGUAGUAUGGUCACUCUGAGGUGUUCUGCUCAAGGCUAUCCUGCUCCCCAGUUCGUCUGGAAACCCUCUGGCAAAGUGUCAUUAGAUGUAAAUGGAAAUACUUUCACCAGCACAGUCAUCCUGGAGGCCACAGCUGCCGUUAUCAAAGAUGGCGUCACUUGUGAGGCAAUCAAUAUGCACGGUGCAGACAGCAAGAAGAUCAUGGUCGAAAUCCAGUCAGACAACACCGUCGAACAAGAUAACGGUGUAAAAGCAGACACUCAGCAGGGUGGCUCUAAAGGAGUGGUGGCCGCUGUGUUGGUGUGUGUCCUGCUCCUGCUCCUGCUGGUGGCUGCUCUUUAUUUCCUCAGUAAGAGGGGAAGGAUGGCCUGUCGCAAGAAGGAGGUGAAGGAAGUUGCGCCCGGGGAGGAGAUGAAAUCCGGCAAGAAUGAGGAGUCAGGGCUGCUUAAUAAACCCCCUGUAGAGCCGUGAUAUGAGAGAAGAAUGUGGAGGAAGACAAAUCAUCUGAGGAAUUGAAGCAGGGGUGCUUGUGUUUUUUUUUUUCCUGAGUGAGGCUCCAACCUGAAGCAGAGGAGCAGAUAUAUCUGAGCUGUAAAUUUUGUUUAGGGUCGGGUUGGGGGAGGAAAUGGGGUUAGAAUCUGUGGGUGGGGUUUGACAUAGUGGUUGGGUUUAAGGACAGUGGGUUUGAACAACUUUUGUAAAAGUGGUCUUCUUUUAUUUUUUAUGCGGGUGGGGUAAAUUUAAAACUUUGGGGUUUUUGUUUUGCUAAAGUGAGAAACCAAUCAUGCAAAUCAUUGCCCACUCAUCAUGACUCUGCAAACUAGCUGUGGAAAAGAAAGCAUCGCAAACUCAAUCCAGCACCGGACAUGCUGCCAAAUUUCUUUUCUAUCCCAGAAUCCAGAUCUUUUAAUUAAAUCACUGUGCCACUGGAUUGAUCUUUACCCUCUUUUCAACUUAGUCUGCAUUAGACACUGCACUUACUGUCUGUUCUUUCUCAAAUUUUCCCACUGUAAGUGCACUGACACCUGCUGACCAUCUUUUAAAAACACUGCUCAUAAGCAUACUCUCUGUCCUGUACAAAUUGCCUGACCAUGGACUUGCAUGCUACUGAAAAUAGCCUGUCAUUUUCCCUACGUUGUAUGUAUAGCCAAAUGUUUGCUUUUUAAUAUUUUUUUUUUGAUAUCG
Ictalurus furcatus (blue catfish) is the source of this 2695-nucleotide messenger RNA. It is a transcript of the gene bcam, whose product is annotated as basal cell adhesion molecule (Lutheran blood group). Gene Ontology annotation, cellular component: plasma membrane. The transcript has 16 exons. Bases 185 to 1981 code for a protein of 598 amino acids. Lineage: Eukaryota; Metazoa; Chordata; Actinopteri; Siluriformes; Ictaluridae. The record is from RefSeq and is a predicted model, not a curated record.